Serpula lacrymans var. lacrymans S7.9 is the source of this 4368-nucleotide messenger RNA. RefSeq lists its product as uncharacterized. Gene Ontology annotation, molecular function: protein binding. Lineage: Eukaryota; Fungi; Basidiomycota; Agaricomycetes; Boletales; Serpulaceae. The record is from RefSeq and is a predicted model, not a curated record. The transcript has 4 exons. Bases 1 to 4368 code for a protein of 1455 amino acids.
AUGCCCUAUUUUGAAAACUCGAGCAACAUCGAUGCUAGCCAUGGGGUUUUCAAUGAUAUUGCAGGCAGUCAGUACAACCACACAACGAACAUCACCAACAUCUAUUCUGCAGGAGUUAAGUCUGAAAAUGAGAGGAUACUAUCAAGGCUGAAGCCAGCCAAUCGUUAUCUUCGUUAUGUGCAGCCAUGCAUGGAAGGCACUCGAGAAGACAUUUUCAAAGAAAUACACCAUUGGCUUGACAAUUCGACUGCGGAGGAAAAUAUCCUUUGGAUCAAAGGUAACCCUGGAGCAGGGAAAUCUGCAGUAGCUUCUAGCUUGUUAUCUCAACUCACUGGGGCGGGUCGGCUUGGUGGAUCCUUCUUCUUCCGUAGAGAUGAUGCCUCGUCCAGCGACCCGACAGCUCUGUGGUGCACAGUAGCGUAUGACCUUGCCCAGUUCGAUACCAACAUAGCAUCUGCCAUUAUCCAGAAUUUGCAGGAUCGACGAGCGGAUCCGCAAAGGCCAGACAUACUGGAUCAUUUCAAUGUUCUCAUCAAAGAGCCUCUGGUGGAUGCUGAGCCCAAGUUCACAAAAGAGCAAGGGUUUAGAUAUCCAGUCAUCGUCAUCGAUGCUUUGGACGAAUGUGGAGAUUCUCGACAGCACCAACGACGCAGAGCUCUAAUUGAUACUCUCGUAAAGUGGUCCAAGCUUCCUAAGACCCUUAGACUGAUUUUCACCAGUCGAGAUGAUCGAGUGCCAGAAUCUUUACGCCAGGUCUGUCAAGUCGUUACCCUUUCCACUGGAGACCAGGUGACCCCUGCUUCGUUAUCGGACGUCCGCAUGUUCUUCGAGAGUCGCUUUGAUCAAUUAAAGAUGGACUUCCCCUCUUUGGAGGAUACUGAUUGGCCUGGAUUACCCAUAAUCCAAAAACUGACGACUCGUGCGGCCGGCCUCUUCAUCUGGGCAGAGACAGCUAUGCGAUUCAUUGAACAGGGUGUUCCUGAGGAUCAACUAGACUCCAUACUAACUGGAGAUGCUAUGAUGGUACAAGACAACAUUGACGGACUUUAUAGUCAAGUAGCUUCGCAUGCUCUUGGAAAUCUCCACAUGAAUGCAACGAGCCAAGCCGUAUUUCAACCAUUGUUAAGUGCAAUCGUUUUCUCAAAAGCGCCAUUGUCGCGCAAGCACCUCAAACAUUUCAUCCUCAUAUCUGUCAAAGAAAGUGCGAUUGACUUCGUUCUGGACAGGUUGAAGUCCGUCAUAUCCACCGCUGAUGAUGGGCUGGUUCGCAUUGGUCAUCUAUCAUUCGCGGAAUUCCUCCUCGAAUCACACCUGUGUCCAGAUCCACUCCGAAUUCAUCCCAAAACGCGGAGCAACAAGAAUUUAGACCUCUUACGAGCAUGCCUGCAGAUCAUGUAUGACCCAAACGAUGGCCUAAAGUUUAAUAUAUGCGGACUCGAGACUUCUUUUGUCCGAAAUCAGGAUGUCCAAGAUUUGGCAGGACGCAUUAAGAAAGAUAUAGGCAUUCAUCUCGCUUAUGCAUGUCGGUUCUGGGGAGAUCAUCUCGUAGACGCUUCACAAUGUCUGUCUGACUGUGAUUGGCUUCCAGAAAUGUUGAGGACGUUAUUUGGAACCCAUUUUCUUCAUUGGUUAGAAGUGAUGACCUUAAUCCAUGACGUGUCCGUUGCUCUCAUGGUAUUGGUCAUCGUAACGCCCCAUCUCAGUGCUAUUACCAUGAAGCUAGAAGAAUUCGCGCGAGAUGCUCGGCGUUUCAUUGCCAAUUUUGAUGAACCUAUCUCGCAAAGUCUACCACACAUCUAUUUGUCUGCUUUACCUUUCGCACCUCAAGACUCCCUUGUAUCUAGGACUUAUCUGCAUCGUUUUAGUAACCUACUGACCGUUACUGGCAAAGACAAGACGUGGCCUCUCGUGAUGAAUGUUUUUACUGGUCAUAACCACAUUGUCAGAUCAGUGGCAUUCUCGCCUGACGGAAAACGACUGGCUUCUGCUUCCAGUGACAAGAGCGUCUGGAUCUGGGAUGCAAAUACCGGUCAAAGAAUGCUAAGUCCACUUCGGGGCCACGAACUAACCGUCCAUUCUGUUGCAUUUUCACCAGACGGUACCCAGUUGGCUUCUGCCUCUGGUGACAAAACCGUCAUUAUUUGGGAUGUAGCAACUGGCGAUAUCAUGAUGCAUCCGUUUCAGGGUCAUACCAAACCAGUCCAAUCUGUUGCUUUUUCACCCGAUGGGAAACUUCUGGCAUCUGGGUCUGAAGACGAGACGAUCAGAGUCUGGGAGGUUGCCACUGGCCAUCUCGUUGUAGACCCACUUCUAGGCCACACUCAUUGUGUCAACUCUGUCGCAUUCUCUCCAGACGGAAAGCAGCUUGUCUCAGCCUGUGCUGAUAAGAUGGUCAGAAUCUACACGACCGAUGAUUGGAAGAUGGGAAAGAUAUUCCGAGGUCACACAGCGGGUGUCAACUGUGCCGCGUUCUCGCCAGAUGGGAAACAGAUAGCUUCUGGCUCGAGUGAUUCCACAAUCAGGAUCUGGAAUAUAGCGACUGGUCAGAUAGUGGCAGGCCCAGAAUUCCGGGGGCGUGAUCAAAUCAUGUCGGUUGCAUUUUCACCAGAUGGGAGGCAAUUAGCCUUUGGUUGUUUCGAUACAACUGUCAGUAUUUGGGAUAUAGCCACUGCUCAGAUAGUGGUUGGACCAUGUCGAGGACACUCUGGAUGGAUCUCUUCGGUUGCGUUCUCGCCGGAUGGAAGACAGGUGGCUUCUGGCUCGAGUGAUGAGACGAUCAGAACCUGGGAUGUUGUUAAUAGGCAAGCGAUGGAAAUCCCAGUGCAAGGUCAUGCAGAAGGGAUCAGUUCUGUUGCGGUUUCACCAGAUGGGGAAUGCCUGGCCUCCGGUUCUACCGAUCAGACUAUUAGGCUAUGGGAUAUGAAGACUGGUCAGAUGACAGGGCCAGGUCCCAUUCACGGGCACACCGACGGUGUGACUUGUAUUAGCUUCUCGCCCGACGGAAAAUAUAUUGCCUCUGGCUCUGACGACACAACAUCUAGGGUGUGGGAUGUGAUGACUGGUCAUAUGGUGGCAGGCCCAUUCCAAGGGCACACGAAAGCAGUCAAGUCGGUUACGUUCUCACCUGAUGGCAAGUCCUUGGUUUCUGCUUCUGGGAAUAAGGAUAUCAGGAUGUGGGAUGUAGCGACUGGCGAGAUGAUGGUGGGGCCAUUCAAAGGACAUCGAAAAGCGGUCCAUACUGUUACGUUCUCACCGGAUGGAAAUCAGCUAGCCUCUGGCUCUAUGGACGAGACGAUCAUAAUAUGGGACGUGGCGGCUGUUCAGAUGGCCAUGGACCCAUUAAAAGGCCACACAGAAGCCAUCAACUCGGUCGUAUUCUCACCAGACGGAAAGCGGCUCAUAUCUGGUUCUGAUGAUAAAACAAUCAGAGUCUGGGACGUCGCCACUGGUAACACAGUCGCAGGACCGUUUCGGGGGCAUACGAAAUGGGUCAGUUCCGUCGCGGUGUCACCAGAUGGAAAACAGGUGGCAUCUGGGUCUGGGGAUCAGACGAUGAGGAUUUGGGAUGUGGCUACUGGACGGAUGACGAGGGCUGGGCCGUUUCACGGCCACACCCAUGCUAUCACCUCCGUUACGUUCCUGUCGGGAGGAAAACAUGUUGCAUCGGGGUCGCGCGAUAAGACGGUCAGAAUAUGGAAUUGCCAUUCCGAUAUCCAGCCCUACGACGAACUGGGCUCGCCAUCGUCUUCAGGCUGGGUUUCCUUCACUUCAAGCUGUGAUCCCAACUCCAAAUUCACCCGAAUGGGAAAGAAGUUGCUGUAUUGGGUGCCCCUUGCGCAUAGACAGAGCUGGUGUGAUUUUCGUACGAGGAGACUUGUGGGGGCGUCGACGUCGCCGAUCAGAGUGUCUUUUGAACGGUUUGUGCACGGCUCUGGGUGGGCGGCGUGUCGAGAACUGAGUUCAGCGAGACACGGAGACUCGAUCGCUGAUGAACGCGGAGGUCGCUUUCUGUCUUCAUCACAAACUAUAACCCAUACGUUCACAUCAGCUAAAAAACAUACAAGGCUCAGGUUUGAAGAAAAACCAGAUGUACACCUGCAUCGCAGUCACGCUACCAGUGGGUCUAAACGGCUCGGACACCCGCCGCCGCCUCGACUCCUCCAGUGCUAUUCCACACCAUCCAUCUCAGUGAAUAGCGUGACGGCUCACGCGAGCCGGACAUCAUCUGCGCUUAUAUCUCUACGAGCGCCUGCCAAUGCCAAUGGCUCGGGACAGGAGACUAAGUGUAGAGUCCGAGUCCGUCACGGUAGAGACCUAGCUGGCAGAGUCGACGAUCUCAAACACUUGGGCUUGUCUUUCAUUCGAUAG